AUGUCAUUCGCGCCAUCGGGCAAUCGACCGACCACUUCCAUCGCGAUGGACGCGAACCAAGCACAGCUCAAGUCGACAACAGCCAACGGUCGCCCCCGCAAGAAGCGAAGGAGUCGCAAAGGCUUGGAGAAGAGAUUCGAAUGUAAAGUCGAAGGAUGUGGGAAAUCCUACUCGCGAGCGGAGCAUUUGCAACGACACCAGCUCAACCAUAAUUCCGAACAAACAUAUCAUUGUGAAUUUCCCGAUUGCACUCGCACGUUUGUGCGUCAAGAUCUCCUUAAACGCCAUUUGGAGAGGCAUAAUAUUAAGGACACUCCAAAUGAAUCCGCCUCGCCUCGAGACGGCGCCACAGAAACAAACGCAACGCCUUCGGACGCCCCUGCAAACGAAACAUCGACAGACGAUGGAAAACAUAACAUGGGACCCCGUGCCCGAACAAAUCUGCCGUAUAAGCAAAACGGUGUUGCCAACGUGAAAAAUCAGCACAUGCUCUCGUACGGCAGAAAUACCGCCUUUGGGCAGAACAAUAUAUUCCCGCCGCACGUUCAGCAGCUCCAAGAUGCCCACGACGCGACACAGCUGGCAAAUCAAAUGGAUACAUCACCGCCAUCUUUCCCAAUGCAAAACAUGUACGCGCAAAACCAGCACAACUCGCCGCAGUUUGACAUGAACUCGGGGCAUGGGCGGCAGCCAUUCCACCAGGCCGCUCACUUUCAGCAAGCUGUAAGCACCGGACCCGAAUUCCCCGGAUCUACAGUCACCCAGGCCAAUGAGCUGUUAAUGAUGGACCAAAUGUCCAUGACAGGAGCUGGGCCGCUUUUUGGUGUCGAUGGCAGUCUUCCGAUGGUCGGCAUGCCGGCAGACUUUAUGGCGUAUCUAUUUCACUCAGGCCCUGAGAUGAACCAACUUGUCCCACCGCCAGCGCUAAACUAUGGCGAUUUACAAGACUCGCCUUACGACGCGCAGAGUUUCGAAAUGCCUCCCACUUUCAACCAGAUGCCCACCGGCCCAUACAAUGUGAUGGCUGUCAACAACCUUGUUGAUGCUGAUACCCCGGAAGCCAGCAUCUCGGCUGAAAGAAGUCAGGAGAUUUACAACUACAUCAACGACAGAUUUAACGGGCACGCUCACGUCCCGCUGCAAGAAAUGCGCGAAGAUAUCGUAGGCGGCGAUCGAAACGAGGACAGCCAUGUGCUCAGCCGCAAGAUGAUGCAAGCAUACAUCUGGUCUUAUUGGCAUAGUUUGAGCGAUCAGAUGCCCAUCAUCCACAAAGCGUCCUUCUCCGCUGAGAACACGCCAACUUUGUUGCUUUUGGCGAUGAUGGCGAUUGGAUCAGCGUGCCUGGAUAAGACCCAUGGCACCGCAGUCACAAUGGCCGGCGCCAGGGUCUCCAACUUCCUCGCAACGCAUCUCAGAUGGGAACUCUUUAUGGACCCGUCAUUCCGAGCACCUGCUAAGCUUUGGGUUUUCCAGACGCUGUUGGUGUUGGAACUAUACGAGAAGAUGUGCUCUACACGCCAGCUCCACGAGCGGGCCCAUAUCCACCACGCCACAACAAUCACCCUUAUGCGCCGUGGCAGAUCGCUAAUCGGAAAAUCGUCAUUGGAUGAAUCGUCAACUAUGCACGAAUCCGAACCUCCGUCCAGACAUUCAUCCACCUCUGCACCUGCCGUUGGUCGAGAUGAGUGGUGGCAGAACUGGAUCAUCAAUGAGUCGACCAAGCGAGCUGCAUGUGCCGCGUUUGUCAUUGACUCUAUUCAUUCUUCCAUGUUUGGUCAUUCGGGUGUCAUGGUUGCGCAUGAAAUGCGCCUGCCUUUGCCCUGCGAUGAUUCCCUCUGGCGAGCCACCAGUGGCGCCGAGGUUGUACGGGUCGAGUCGAGCCUCAAGGCCCAGGGCAUUAAGCCAAUGUCCUUCCUGGAAGGCCUCAAGUGCACACUCAACAACCAAGAGGUCAAUACAACGUCGUUUGGCCGCACAGUGCUGAUGGCAGGCCUGCUGAGCGUCACACAUCACAUGCAUCAGCGAGAUCUUCAAAUUAACGUGUUGGGAGGCGGAGUGGUGCAAGCCUUGGACGGUCGUGACAAGUGGCGGGCAACCUUGACACGAGCAUACGAUUUCUGGAAGGCAAACUUUGACAAGGCUGUUGACCAGUCCAAUUCAUUGCCGGACCCAUAUCGGAACGGCUCGACCAAAGCGACGCCCAGUGUUAUUUUUGAAAGCCGAACUGUACUUCAUGACCUAGCCCACAUGGCCAUGCAUGCUGAUAUUGUUGACUGUCAAAUGUAUGCUGGCGCAAAAAAGCUACUUGGCCGACCAGUUGGUCCGCUAGAGUUCAAUGCUGUUCAGAAGCGCAUCAAGGAAUACUGGGCGCCGUCUGCCCGUGCCCGUGAUGCCGCGUUCUAUGCCCUCCAGUUUCUGCGAUCAGUGUUGGCGCCUGAGCUAAGCACUCGAGGUGAUCGCGUAGGCUCUAAUAAUGAUCCGCCUUACGACACGCGCCACGAUGUGUUGCUAAACCGACCUUGGGUCCUGUAUUUUGCCGCGCUUGUCCUUUGGUCCUACGGCUUCGCCAUUGAGGGCCCGUGUCCUAGAUUCGUCCCUCCUACCACACCGCAAGAACAAUGGCUCGAUAUGAGGGCAUAUUUGGCCAAGUAUGCCAUGUCUGAUAGUCCGAAUGACCUUCAAAACCUACGGGGACUAAACCAGAACACAUCGUUGCUUCUGGUAUUGAAGGAGUCGUUUGAAAACUCUCGAUGGGAGCUGCUGCACGAGGCGGCAGCGUUGCUGCAAAACUGUGUGACUUUUAACUCCGGGGCUAGCAUCCAUUGA
Messenger RNA from [Torrubiella] hemipterigena, 2826 nucleotides. Lineage: Eukaryota; Fungi; Ascomycota; Sordariomycetes; Hypocreales; Clavicipitaceae. The record is from the annotation of a GenBank genome assembly.